Candoia aspera is the source of this 1383-nucleotide messenger RNA. It is a transcript of the gene NTSR1, whose product is annotated as neurotensin receptor 1. The record is from RefSeq and is a predicted model, not a curated record. The transcript is spliced from 4 exons. Gene Ontology annotation, biological process: neuropeptide signaling pathway. The coding region runs from base 118 to 1356 and encodes 412 amino acids. Gene Ontology annotation, cellular component: plasma membrane. Lineage: Eukaryota; Metazoa; Chordata; Lepidosauria; Squamata; Candoiidae. Gene Ontology annotation, molecular function: G protein-coupled neurotensin receptor activity.
GUGCCAGUUGCAUCUCCCACACCGUCUGUCUCCUGCCUGAAAGCAACCUUCCUUCCAGCGUGGGUACCAAAACAGCCACAGCAUCUCUACUUGGGUGCAGCACUCAAGAGCCAAGCCAUGCAUCUCAACACAACUUCUUCCCUGUACCAGCUGGGAUAUCUUAUGGGUGAGUUUCAUCUGCUGUCCACCAAUUAUGUCCUGCCUACAGCUGAGAACCUCUCCAACAGUUCAGGAUUGGGGUCCUGGCUGCACAAUGAGGAGGAUCUCGAGGUGAACACAGACAUCUACUCCAGGAUCAUGGUCACCAUCAUCUACCUGGUACUCUUCCUGCUGGGGACCAUUGGCAACUCCAUCACUGCUUACACCCUAUUGAGGAAGAAGUCCCUGCAGAAUCUCCAAAGCACUGUGCACUAUCACCUGGCCAGCUUGGCAUUCUCCGAUUUGCUCAUCUUCCUCCUCUGCAUGCCCAUCGAACUGUACAACUUCAUCUGGGUGCAUCACCCCUGGGCUUUUGGCAACAACGUCUGCAAGAGCUAUUACUUUCUGAGGGAUGCUUGUACCUAUGCUACAGCUCUCAAUAUCGCCAGCCUCAGCAUUGAAAGGUACAUGGCCAUCUGCCACCCUUUCAAAGCCAAGAGCAUCAUGUCCAGAAGCCGGACCAAAAAAUUCAUCAGCUGCAUCUGGCUCGCCUCCUUCUUGCUAGCCAUCCCAAUGAUCUUAAUCAUGGGAGAGAUCUAUAAGGUACCCCAAGAUCCCACCUCGCUGAUCUGUACCCAGAUUGUGGAAGAUUCCACACUUAAGAUUGCCAUCCAGGUCAAUGUUUUCAUCUCCUUCAUUUUCCCAAUGGCUGUUAUCUCUAUUCUGAACACCAUCAUAGCCAACCAACUCAUUAUCAUGUUCAAGCAAGCGGCACAAGAAAACCAAGUGUGCACAAUUGGAGGACAGCAAACCAUGUUUAGCAUGUCCAUGGAACCUGGACGUGUUCAAACCCUGAAGCACGGAGUUCGAGUUCUGCGUGCUGUUGUGAUUGCCUUUGUGGUGUGCUGGCUUCCAUACCAUGUGCGGCGACUUAUGUAUUGCUAUGUGUCAGAAAACCAGUGGUCAGACUUCCUUUAUGACUUCUACCACUAUUUCUACAUGCUGACAAACAUCCUCUUCUAUGUUAGUUCAGCUAUUAACCCAGUCCUAUAUAACUUGGUCUCCACCAACUUCCGCCAGAUCUUCCUUUCAACCCUUAUUUCCAUGUGCCUGCCGUGGAGAAAGAAGAAGAAACGAACCAAGUUCAACAGAAAAUCCAACAGCAUCUCUAGUAAUCACACUUUUUCUAGCCAGGUCACCAGAGAAACUACAUAUUGAGACUUCGGCAUUCCCAAGAAAGAAAGA